Messenger RNA from Endocarpon pusillum Z07020, 1473 nucleotides. RefSeq lists its product as uncharacterized. NCBI's taxonomy places the organism in Eukaryota, Fungi, Ascomycota, Eurotiomycetes, Verrucariales, Verrucariaceae. The record is from RefSeq and is a predicted model, not a curated record. The coding region runs from base 1 to 1473 and encodes 490 amino acids. The transcript has a single exon.
AUGGGGGGGAAAGAGUUGUUGGAUUCCGUCACCACAACCUUCAUAAGCUUUCUCCAGCUUUCACAAACGACACAAACAGCGGUGACAAGCUUGAGUUUUCUUGCACAGAGCCAAUUUAGCUAUUCGUCUCUCUAUGUUCUCUUCCUUGCUUCGCAGGAGGCGCAUCCGCCUCGCAGUGUUUUCCUUCCACCUGCGAUGACAGUGUUUACAAUAUGGGGCGCUCGUGUCCCAGUGUCAUCCCAGUACUGGGCUGUGAUACCAGCCUGUUCGCGCUACCGAACGGUCAGAUGCAUCAGACACAAGUCAACUAUUGCCUUCAGGUUAUUCGCGAACAGCAUCCCAGGAAGUUCGCCGCCUCCCAGUGUCCAACUGAAGUAUCUACGAAGAAGCUCGAGUUCAACCUCUACAACCCAAGAGACAUCUGCUUCCACCGCUCCUUUAUCGUUUCAUCUUGCGGCUUCUGCUUCUGGAAAAGGUCGUAGAUUCCAAGCCGACCGAAAUACACACGAAUUUAAUGCAGACAUUCACGACGCGCUCGGAUUACAGCGAGGUGAGACCCGGGCACAGAGAAAGGCCAAUCGACCAGACAGCGGGCAAGACGCCUUCUUCAUAGCCAAGCUCGAACCAAACUCGACGGCCUUUGGGAUUGCCGAUGGAGUGGGAGGAUGGGCUACUUCGGGCGUCGAUCCAGCCGAGUUUUCGCAUGGCUUUUGUCACUACAUGGCAAAGACUACCGUGGAAUGGACUCAUGGUCGCUUGACCCCCAGAAUGCUCAUGGAGAUUGGAUAUCAGAACAUAAUAGACGAUCCUAGCGUACCAGCUGGUGGGAGUACAGCUUGCAUUGGUAUUGCAAGGCCAGAUGGCGGGCUACAAGUGGCAAAUCUUGGUGACUCUGGCUUCCUUCAACUUCGGCUGGGAGCCGUCCAUCAUUACUCGAACCCGCAAACUCAUGCUUUCAACACUCCUUAUCAGCUUAGCAUUAUCCCGCCCAAGAUCAUCGCCCAAUCGGCACUAUUCGGCGGAACGCCUCUGUCAGAUUUGCCUGAGAAAGCAGAAAUAUCUAGUAGCCAGCUCCGCCAUGGAGACGUACUGAUCCUGGCCACGGAUGGGGUUUGGGACAAUCUUAAUCCACAAGAUGUCCUUAACAUUGUCAGCUUGCAGAUGAGAUCGCACGGUGCCUGGGUCGAGACUGACAACCAUGGUCUUGGGGUCUCGGACCAGAUUGCCCAGCUCACCCGACCUGGUGGUUCUGGCGAGAAGAAGAAGAGAAGCCAGACGAUACAAAGUGCCCUUGCUGCUGCGGUAGCUGGUGAAGCCAAGAUAGCGAGCAUGAAUGAGCGACGAGAUGGCCCUUUUGCUAAAGAGGUGCAAAAGUAUUACCCAGAGGAGGGCUACCAUGGGGGCAAGGUAGAUGAUAUCUGUGUCAUCGCUUUACUCGCAGUCAAGCAUGCAGCAUCUAGAGACAGCAGGUGA